Mesoplodon densirostris (Blainville's beaked whale) is the source of this 2376-nucleotide messenger RNA. RefSeq names its product diacylglycerol kinase gamma (gene DGKG). Lineage: Eukaryota; Metazoa; Chordata; Mammalia; Artiodactyla; Ziphiidae. Gene Ontology annotation, biological process: intracellular signal transduction; lipid phosphorylation; diacylglycerol metabolic process. The record is from RefSeq and is a predicted model, not a curated record. Gene Ontology annotation, molecular function: ATP-dependent diacylglycerol kinase activity; calcium ion binding. Gene Ontology annotation, cellular component: plasma membrane. The coding region runs from base 1 to 2376 and encodes 791 amino acids. The transcript is spliced from 24 exons.
AUGAGUGAAGAACGGUGGGUCUCCCUCACUCCAGAAGAAUUUGGCCAACUUCAGAAAUAUGCAGAAUAUUCUUCCAAGAAGAUAAAUGAUGUCUUGGCUGAAUUUAAUGAGGGUGGGAGCCUCAAACAAUAUGACCCACAUGAGCCUAUUAGCUAUGACGUCUUCAAGCUGUUCAUGAGGGCGUACCUGGAGGUGGACCUUCCACAGCCACUGAGCACACACCUCUUCCUGGCCUUCAGCCAGAAGCCCAGACAGGAGACCCCGGCCCACCCAAAGGAGGGGGCCAGCAACAGCGAAGCCAGUGGCCCAGAUUCCAACAUACAGAAUGCAGAUAAUGCUGCCAAAGCAGACGAGGCUUGUGCCCCUGAAAUGGAAUCAAAGAUCACCGAGAAGCAAGUGCCAACUGAAGACCAAGUGUCUGCGACCCCCAUGGGAAACCAUGAUGCUCAUUUUUCAGGCUCAGAAUCCCCCAUAGUGUACCUGAAGGAUGUCAUGUGUUACCUGUCCUUGCUGGAAACGGGGAGACCUCAGGAUAAGCUAGAGUUCAUGUUUCGUCUCUAUGAUUCGGAUGAGAAUGGUCUCCUGGACCAAGCGGAGAUGGAUCAUAUUGUCAACCAGAUGCUACACAUUGCCCAGUGUCUCGAGUGGGAUCCCACGGAGCUAAGGCCUAUAUUGAAGGAGAUGUUACAAGGGAUGGACUACGACCGGGAUGGCUUUGUGUCUCUCCAGGAGUGGGUCCACGGAGGGAUGACCACCAUCCCAUUGCUGGUCCUCCUGGGGAUGGAUGACUCUGGCUCCAAGGGGGACGGGAAGCACGCCUGGACCAUGAAGCAUUUCAAGAAACCAACCUACUGCAACUUCUGCCAUGUCAUGCUGAUGGGCGUUCGGAAGCAAGGCCUGUGCUGCAUUUACUGUAAAUACACUGUCCAUGAACGCUGUGUAUCCAAAAACAUUCCUGGGUGUAUCAAAAUGAACUCAAAAACCAAAAGGGGCGGCGAGGUGAUGCAGCACGCGUGGGUGGAAGGGAACUCCUCUGUCAAGUGUGACCGGUGCCACAAAAGUAUCAAGUGCUACCAGAGUGUCACCGCGCGUCACUGCCUGUGGUGCCGGAUGACGUUUCACCGCAAAUGUGAAUUGUCAACUUUGUGUGAUGGUGGGGAGCUCAGAGACCAUAUUUUGCUGCCCACGUCAAUAUGCCCCAUCACCCGGGACAGGCAAGAUGGGAAGUCUGAUGGUAGCAUGUCAGCCAAGGACGAACUUGUAACACAGUAUAAGAUCAUCCCCACCCCGGGUACCCACCCCCUGCUGGUUUUGGUGAACCCCAAGAGUGGAGGGAGACAAGGAGAAAGAAUUCUUCGGAAAUUCCACUAUCUGCUCAACCCCAAACAAGUUUUCAACCUGGACAAUGGGGGGCCUACUCCAGGACUUAACUUUUUCCGUGAUACUCCAGACUUCCGUGUUUUGGCCUGUGGAGGAGAUGGGACAGUUGGCUGGAUUUUGGAUUGCAUUGAUAAGGCCAACUUCGCAAAGCAUCCACCCGUGGCUGUCCUGCCUCUUGGAACGGGAAAUGACCUGGCCCGCUGUCUCCGCUGGGGAGGGGGUUAUGAAGGGGGCAGCCUGACAAAAAUCCUGAAGGACAUUGAGCAGAGCCCCUUGGUGAUGCUGGACCGCUGGCAUAUGGAAGUCAUCCUGAGAGAGGAGGUGGAGAAUGGGGACCAGGUCCCGUACAACAUCAUGAACAACUACUUUUCCAUCGGCGUGGAUGCUUCCAUCGCACACAGAUUCCACGUGAUGAGAGAGAAACACCCUGAAAAAUUCAACAGCAGGAUGAAGAACAAGCUCUGGUACUUUGAAUUCGGCACCUCAGAGACCUUCGCGGCCACCUGCAAGAAACUCCACGACCACAUAGAGUUGGAGUGUGACGGAGUAGGGGUGGACCUGAGCGGCAUCUUCCUUGAAGGCAUUGCUAUUCUCAACAUUCCCAGCAUGUACGGUGGCACCAAUCUCUGGGGAGAAACCAAGAAGAACCGGGCUGUGAUCCGGGAAAGCAGGAAGGUCGUCACUGACCCCAAGGAACUGAAAUUCUGCAUUCAAGACCUCAGUGACCAGCUUCUUGAAGUGGUGGGGCUAGAGGGAGCCAUGGAAAUGGGGCAGAUCUACACUGGCCUGAAGAGUGCAGGCAGGAGGCUGGCCCAGUGCUCCUCUGUCUCCAUCAGGACGAACAAGCUGCUGCCAAUGCAAGUGGACGGAGAGCCCUGGAUGCAGCCACCUUGCACGAUUAAAAUUACUCACAAGAACCAAGCGCCUAUGAUGAUGGGACCCCCCCAGAAGAGCAGCUUCUUUUCUCUGAGGAGGAAGAGCCGUUCAAAAGACUAG